AUGAAUCCUCAAUCGGACACCUCACUCCCAUCAGACUCCGCCCAAGCACGCCGCAGCCCUCAGUCUCGGAAGAUGACCGAGUCCUCUCACAGCCAGACAUGGAAGGGCAAAAUGACAGCAGGGGCAAAGAAAUUAGGCCUACCCUUGUGGAAGAAACCCUCAGAUGACACAACCUCUCUCCAAACAAUGACAGAGACAGUCCCGGAGAGCAGCUAUACAUACAAGAAGCCUGAAGGAUCUACAUUGAUGUCGCUAGAGGAAGAAUCCUCACCGACCGAGGCCAUGAAAUACGUCUCCCAAGUACAACACCAGAAGCAAUUGAAGGAGAGUGGGUAUGACCAAAUGCCAGGUGCGAUGUGGGAAGCAGCAGCGGCGGCCCAGAUAGUUCAGACCCCAGAAGUGCCCGGUCAACAGACGAGCAUAGCCAGCGGUCCUGGGGAGAGCCCGUUGUGGCCAGAAGCGGCGCAACAAUGGAAGGCGAUCGAGGCCACUUCAUCCAUUGGGGGAACCCUCGACACUAUCACCGAGGAAGAAAACCCUAUCCCUCUCCAACUCCCAAGACUCUCUGGGGCCCAGACCCCAUACUAUCCCGAUGACAAAGACCCAUGGGGAGAACAGACAGAUACCAACAAGCUCCUCGAGCAACACCCCCAUGCUGACUCCCCACCGUGGGAGCGAAGAAUCUUAUUUGCAGACACCAACGAGGAGGACACUGUCCUCUGGUGGUUCACAGGAGCCCAAUCCCUUGCCAGAACUACUGAUGUAUCGAAUCUCGUCGAGACAGAGCUCAAUCAGGCAGAUCUCGCAGAUUGGCCUCACUGCAGAUAUGGAUCGACGGAAAUCCCUAUCUCUUACGAUAUGAACCCAUCUUCCACCCAACCGAUCAUCUCGACCGAUUGGACUUGCGGAUUAGAGCCAGGAUACAAAUCGACAGGCUCACCCAUGCGGGAGAAUAUGCAAACAAAACCCCCUUCAAUGAGGAGGACAAUGAGUUUGUCCAGGGAUCCAGCAAUAGACCCUACCGACGAAGAACUCUACAGGAUGAACUGGGACCAGUUCUGGUGGCAUACGCACGACAAACUACUCCACGAAACAUACUGGUCCACCACCCCACAGGGGCGAGCCUAUCAACAGGCUGAGCCCGGCUCCCAAUUAGAAAGGGACAUUCUAUCACAAGAAACUCAAUAUAUUGCUAUAUACUACUGGAAUAUCCUACACCCCGACCGGCAACUACUCUAA
Molecule: messenger RNA, 1239 nt
Organism: Desarmillaria tabescens
Lineage: Eukaryota; Fungi; Basidiomycota; Agaricomycetes; Agaricales; Physalacriaceae
Exons: 3
Coding region: 1-1239 (412 amino acids)
Source: RefSeq, a predicted model, not a curated record